Messenger RNA from Heteronotia binoei (common prickly gecko), 1558 nucleotides. RefSeq names its product NOP53 ribosome biogenesis factor (gene NOP53). Gene Ontology annotation, molecular function: 5S rRNA binding. Bases 55 to 1473 code for a protein of 472 amino acids. Gene Ontology annotation, cellular component: nucleolus. The transcript is spliced from 13 exons. The record is from RefSeq and is a predicted model, not a curated record. Gene Ontology annotation, biological process: rRNA processing; ribosomal large subunit assembly. NCBI's taxonomy places the organism in Eukaryota, Metazoa, Chordata, Lepidosauria, Squamata, Gekkonidae.
CCUGUCCGGGCGCGAGGAAGAGGCGCUUCUUUUCGGCCUCUCGCGUGUCGCAAGAUGGCGGCGGCUGAGGCGGCUUCGGGCUUCCUGGGCUUCGGGCCCGGCUCCCGCAACCCGGCCCUGCCCCGCUCCCGGCGGGCCGGUGGGAAGGGAGCCCGGAACCGCAAGAAGGGCUGGAAGCGCUGGCGGGGGCCGGAGGCCAAGCUGGGCCGGGAGCUGGAAGAAUGGCUGGACGAGAAGGCGGCCGAGAUGCGCCACUUGGGAGGCCCAGUGUCGGAGAAGCCUGACGAAAGCUUGUUCUUUGUGGAUACUGGGAAUGAUGAGAAAGACCUCAAACAGAACCGUGCCAAAGAGAAACCGUUGAAGGUCGACUUGAUCCUGCAGAUCGAUUCCAAAGUGCCUCCCCCCAAAGACAUCCUGGCCUACCAGGUCCCCAACGCCAAGAAGAUGAAGCGGAAGCAGCGGCUCUGGAAGAAGCUGGCCGAGAAGGGGGUGAUGCCUCGGAAAGAGCGGCUCCUCCAGGAGAGGUUGCAGAAAGCACCAACGGAAGCUACUUCACCGGAAGCCAGUGGCAACUCUAGUCCCUCCAGGGCAUUCUACGAUAUCUGGUCCGACUCAAAUCCGCUGGAUGGAGUCCUAGCUGGGAAGGACAUCUGGUUCUUGGAGCAGACCAAAAAGCAGCCAGUGAAGCGCCCAGCCAGGCUGUUGAAGACUCCGUCGCAGCUGCCAGCUGUGGAGGUCAUCGCCCCCGGAGGGUCUUACAAUCCCAGCUUCCAAGCUCAUCAGGCUCUGCUCCUCCAGGCCCACGAGAUUGAGCUAAAGAGGCAGAAGGCACAGGAGAAGCUGGCCGGCCAGCUCCGCUUCCCUGCGGCAGACGAGGCCCCUACUCAGGAGACGAUCUUCCAGGAACAGUGCGAGGGGCUUCUGGAGGAGGACAACUCUGGCAACGAGGAAGAGCGUGGGGGGCCGUCGAAGCCGGAAGGGGAGGAGCCUCAGGCAGGCUCCGGUCCGGCUCCCCCUUUGCCUGCUGCAGUCGCAGGAGAGAAGAAGACGGAGAGGCAGAGGAAGAAGGAGAAGGAGGCCAAGCGGCUGAGAGCCCGGGAGCGGAGCGAGAAGGCGGCGCGGCUUCGGCGCCAGGAGGUCUUCCGGCUGCACUCCAUCCGGCUGCAGGUGAAGCGCUGGGAGGCGGAGCUGCUGCGGCGGAAGCGGGCCCGGGAGGCCAGGCGGGAGGCCGAAGCUGACAAGCCCAAGCGGCUGGGCAAGCUGAAGUAUGAAGACCCGGAUCUGGAUUUGCAGCUGAGCUCUGAACUGGCCGAGUCUCUGAGGACACUGAAGCCCGAGGGGAGCAUCCUAAAAGACCGUUUCAAGAGCCUGCAGAAACGCAAUCUCAUAGAACCCAGGGAGCGUGCAAAGUUCAAGAGGAAGUACCGUGUGAAGUACGCUGAAAAACGGGCCUUCCGAGCGAUCACGUUGUAGAGCCUGGAUCACACCGUGGCGUUCCGGGAACACCUCUUAGGCCUUUUCUGUUUCAUUAAAAAAAAGAAAAACACCAUAAGCCAGA